Molecule: messenger RNA, 493 nt
Organism: Pseudoliparis swirei
Lineage: Eukaryota; Metazoa; Chordata; Actinopteri; Perciformes; Liparidae
Gene: ciroz
Product: chromosome 9 C1orf127 homolog
Exons: 5
Coding region: 152-493 (113 amino acids)
Source: RefSeq, a predicted model, not a curated record
UGGAUUCUCUCUGCACAAAGACCCUGACAAUAACUUUAUUUUUAGAGUUAGUUACACUGGAUGUUUUGUCCAGCAACGGAAUGGCUAUCAUGUGCUGACACUAAAUUUGGUGAAGAGGAUAAACAGAUUUGGAGGAAGACCUCAUAGUUUCAUGAUGAAGUGUCCCGUGGUUUCUGUACUGCCAAGCAGAGAGCAAAUCCAGUGUGACCCAGAGUGUAUUCAGGUGACCAGACAAGUUCCCCAUGACAACUGGAACAAUGAGUUGCAUUGGUCGCUUUCUCUGAGCGAUCACCUCAUCGUAGCUCUGGAGGAUGCUAGCCUGAUUCAGAUGAACGUGGACACCAGUGGACCAGACAUUACAGUUCAAGGCAGGAGAAGGGAAGUCUUGAGCCCUGUCAAAAUAUCGCAAAAUGAAGGGGAAUUCCUGGCAUUGAAGAUGGUCAGUGGUCAGUAUGCCUAUAGUAUGGAAGCUACUUGUCCAAAAGGUGGGUAG